Molecule: messenger RNA, 879 nt
Organism: Baudoinia panamericana UAMH 10762
Lineage: Eukaryota; Fungi; Ascomycota; Dothideomycetes; Mycosphaerellales; Teratosphaeriaceae
Exons: 2
Coding region: 1-879 (292 amino acids)
Molecular function (GO): oxidoreductase activity
Source: RefSeq, a predicted model, not a curated record
AUGCCUUCAGGCUACGAAAUACCGGUACUCGGAUACGGCGUGUAUCAAACGCCGGCGGACGUAGCAGAAGAUGUAACGGAACAUGCGAUUAAGUGUGGAUACAGACACGUGGACUCUGCCACAGUCUACCGUAAUGAGCAACCCUCAGCAGCCGGUAUGCUGAGAGCCGGAGUACCACGAGACCAGCUGUUCUUCACAUCCAAAGUCCCACCUCGUAGCAUCAACUACAACGAUGCUAGAGCUGCCAUCUCCGAAAGCUUGAAGAAGACAGGUUUGGAUUACAUUGAUCUGUACCUUUUGCACGCGCCGUACGGUGGGACGGAGGGACGGCUCGGAGCAUGGCGAGCGCUGGUUGAGGCAGUCGAAGAGGGCAAAGUCCGCUCGAUUGGCGUGUCGAACUUUGGUGUUCACCAUCUAGACGAGCUGGAGCAAUGGCAAAAGGUACGUCGACGUAACCUUGGUCGGUUGGUUCGUGCUAAUAGCGAGGUACAGCAACAAUCCAAGGCUAAAGCAGGCAUCCUCUCCGUGAACCAAAUCGAGCUCCACCCGUGGCUGGCCAGACCGGAUAUCGUCAAAUGGUGCGAGCAGCGUGGCGUAGUGCUAGAGGCCUACUCCCCGCUCGCUCGCAGCACGAGGAUGAACGAACCGAUACUCAAGCAAUUAGGCGAGAAAUACAAUAAGACGCCGGCACAGAUCAUGCUACGAUGGGGCCUGCAGAAAGGCUUCGUGAUCUUACCCAAGAGUGUGACCCCUUCUCGCAUUGAAGAGAACAAAGACUUGUACGACUUUGAGCUGUCGAAAGAGGACAUGGCGAGUUUGAACACCGGGAAAUACGAGCCGUCAACUUGGGACCCAACGACUUCGCCUCUUGGUUCGUAG